Molecule: messenger RNA, 3683 nt
Organism: Purpureocillium takamizusanense
Lineage: Eukaryota; Fungi; Ascomycota; Sordariomycetes; Hypocreales; Ophiocordycipitaceae
Exons: 3
Coding region: 183-1667 (494 amino acids)
Biological process (GO): peptidyl-lysine monomethylation
Cellular component (GO): nucleus
Molecular function (GO): protein binding; protein-lysine N-methyltransferase activity
Source: RefSeq, a predicted model, not a curated record
CCGGAUCUGUCCGCCGAAGCGCCUCGGAUCUCGCUCCGUGUCUCCUGCACCGCACCCCCGAUUUGCCGUCGCGAUACGUAGCUCACAAAUUCCCGUCACCCAUUUCCGAGCACGCAAGCCGCCGAACAGUCAUCGGCCAGUCCGCUCUUGUCCUCCGCGGCAUCAAUGGUCAGCAGCGCGGCAUGACCUCGCCGCCUCAGCUCCCCCUCGAUGCCUUUCCGGCGUGGGCGCUGCUGAACGAUGUGACAUUCUCGGGUGUCAAGCUGCAGCAGACGAAGGACAAGGGGUUCGGCCUUGUGGUGGACGGGGAUCUGGGGCCCUCUGAGGGCGGCAAUGCGUCCCCCCUGAUGAGGAUACCCCAAGACCUGGUCCUCUCUGCCGAGGCUGUCGACGAGUAUUCCAAAGUGGACCAGAGCUUCAAGCAGCUCCUCGAGACAGCUGGACAUCAGUCCACACGCAAGGACGUCAUGCUGUAUCUGCUCUGCCACCUGGUCCACUCCAGGCGAGGCACCGCCGUGUCCAAGGGCAUCCCCUCCACGCCGUGGACCGAGUACAUUCGUUUCUUGCCCCGCCCCAUUCCAGUUCCUACCAUGUGGUCUGAGCCGGAGCGCAUGUUGCUGAAUGGCACUUCAUUGGAGACGGCCCUACGAGCCAAGUUCGCGGCAUUGAGCCACGAGUUUGACGAGCUGCGGGAAAAGACCGAGACGCUACCAUUUUGGAACUCUUUCCUCUGGGAGACAGGCAAGACAUCUCUGGAUGACUGGGUCCUGGCAGAUGCAUGGUAUCGCUCCCGGUGCCUCGAGCUGCCACAAAUCGGAGAGGCCAUGGUACCUGGCCUGGACAUGGUGAACCACUCUGCCAGCCCGACAACAUAUUACGAAUCGGACGGCACCAGCGGUGUGGUGCUGUUGAUGCGCCCGGGUAGCACAGUAUCGGCAGGGCAGGAAGUGACAAUAUCAUACGGUGACGCCAAGCCAGCCGCCGAGAUGCUCUUCAGCUACGGCUUUAUCGACCAAGGCAGUAUGGUGCGCGAGAUGACGUUGCAUCUCGAGCCAUUCCCGGAUGACCCGCUGGCCAAGGCAAAGCUACACGUCUUCAAGGGCCCGCCGAUCGUGAAGCUGUCGCUGUCUCCCGACGGCCAGACCCUGACUUGGGACAGUCAAUUCGUAUUUCUCAUGUGCCUCAACGAGGAGGACGGCCUCGGCUUCCGCGUCCUGCAGGACACGACAGGAGGCCGACAGCUCAGAAUGUUGUGGCAGGAAGAUGACGUGACAGAUCAAGCCGGAGAUUUCCAGACACUGAUACAGGGACAUGAGCUUUGCGAGGUGUACAAGCUUCGCGCAGUGGCGGUGCUGUCCGAGAAGAUUGAGGAACAGCUGGCCAGCGUCAAAGCAGGGCCGCCAGACGACCAGCUUCGACCGCUGGUCGCUGCUGGCCUGCUGAGGGAGGAGUGCAUUGAGGCUGCCAGGGCGCUGAAGAAGCUUGAGAUGGAGCUGCUCGAGGCGGCAGUGACGGCGCUCGAAGAACAGGUGCGUACAAGAUGCGUCGGUGUCCCUGUGAAGGGUGUGCUUCGUGCGCAUGGGUCGGCCCAAUCUCUCCCGCAAGCGCUUCCUCCCCCAUGUCGUCCUGAAAAAAAUGCACUGCACUGCAGCCUGUGCAUGGCGUGAACUGACGGGCCCUGGCAGAAAUCGAGUCUGCUCGCGCAUGACCACGUGGUGGCAUAUCUCGGGUUGAUGGAAGAUGCCCAAAUCGAGCAAGGGCCGAGGCUAUCCUCGUCCAAUGAGGAGGACGACUUCAGCUGAGAUGGAGGGGAUCCCGCCCACCUCGUGGCCAAUUCGCCAACUUAGAACAACUGCCGCCGUGGUCGGUGGCGCGGGAUCGCCUGCGUGUGCAAACAAGGUUGGAAUGCGAUGCUGCGACCUGGUCCUGCAUUGGCCUGGUGGCCUAAGUGCGCAGAAGGUGCUUGCUUGUGCUGCUGGGACAGCACACGGACCCCAGCGGCGAGCAGCAAGCAAGCAGCAGAAGCAGUAUGUGCGUGCGGUAUGAGUGCAUGAGCGCAUGAGCGGACCGUUCCCCUAUGGGGUCUGGGUCUAGGGAACUUGGACAGUAGGUACGUACGUAGCCCCGACUACGGGCGCUCCUCCAAGGCAAAUGGUUCGAUCUCGCGGCGCUCGUCGACAAACACUGGCGCAACUUGACGACGUAGUCAGGCAUCGGUCACUCUAGCGCCCUUCGGCCGGACGGACGGAAGCAGUGCCAGCAGUGACGCUAAUUCGCCAACAGCCUCGGGCCCGCUCGGGAACAACGACAAGCCUCUGACCAAAAAGGCACAAGUGUCUCUCCAUUCCCUUGCCACUGUCGCAAGCCUCUUUCUUCAGGAGCCUUGUGCUGGCCGUGACACUGAACUGAGGAGUGCCGUCGGUGGUGCUCUUCUGCACUGCGCUUUGCUAUUACUGCCUGGCAGCUUGCUGACAGAAGUUGUUCACUCAUCUGCCGCAAGGAGCAAUGUGCUCAUGUCCUCCGUGGCCGACGUCUUUGGCAUCGGAUUGCAUUCGUUGAACCAUACUGUCGCUGGUGGCAUCUGACUGUCUUUCGCCGUGCGCGUGCCAUGAGACGUUGGGAUGGAGGCAUGUUGGCAGGAUGAUCUGAGGAUCUUCGAAGUUUAACCUACGCAAAAUGGCCUCGAAAGCAAAUGUAGUAGGGUCAGUAGCGUGGGUUGUGCUGCAACUGUGGCAAUAAUCAGCCACCGAUGUGGCAUGCCUUCUGCAUGGAUAGUGGCUGUCCCGAGUGCGCUGGGAACGAACUCUGUCGCCCUGGCCUUCCCUAUUAUCGUCAUCGAAUUGAACGGGACAGCGUAACAGCGAGAUGUCUCGGGACCCAAAUUCCGGUUUCAUCAUGUCGAGCCGCCAUGCUUUUCAGCUCGCGAGAUCGUUUCAGUGUCGCUUCGCGAAAAUCAUCUCGGAUAUGACCCUGCGGUAGGGAGGCCGAGCGUCGAAUCGACGAACGGGACGAAACUGUCCCCUGGAGGAAAAGAAAGCCCAAAAUCUGGGGUACCUAGCCGGGAUCUGGCCGAGGCCAGGGCAACGGACGAGAUCGCGGGGGAGGUUCCAUAGAUGCAGCGAGUGCCGCCCAACUGUGGACACGAGGUACGACCGCGCAACCUUUUGCGAUCAGACUCGCAGCGCAAUCAACCAAGGUCAAAGACACCUAAGAGGCUGCAGAUGGUGAGGACAACGGGACAAUCCAGAUAAACGGACUGCCGCAAAGGAGCCACAGAAUACCGUGUAUAGUAUACGGGUAGUAGUGGCUUGGAAACCUGUCCUGGUGAGCCCCGCAGGUCGGCGCCAGUGCCGGAAAUCCGGGGUAAAGGUAUCAGCGAGCUGGCUUGGCGGUCAGACAUUGUGCGCCCGAGACUCAACUAGGUCCUUGGAAGCCCUGGAAGAUGCGAUUUCACCCGUACGCGCAAUUUCUCGGUGUAAUAUUUGCGCUUAUGAGCGUUGAUGGAGCUUGCUGACUGCGUCUCGAUCGUGGAGUCGUGGGUGCCGAUUCGAGCCUCGUCGAGGUCAGCACUCAGCAGGUGCCACCUCGGAUGCACCCUCACGACGGUGUGAAUUCUCCACCGAGCGACAGGCAGCGCUUGUUCCACCAAGGCUGCUGACGACAGACAAUGCGCUCGUCCCAGG